AUGAGGGGUGAUAAAAUCCAUGUUUGGGUGGACAAAUGGUUGCUUUGCCUCCUGGAUGCUAGUCUAAAAUCGGUUGAAGGGGUGGAGGUGGACCGGGAUCAACAAGUAGAAUCAAUCAUUGAUCAUGACACUGGCAAUUGGAAUCUAGAGCCCAUCAUUCAUGCCCUAUCUACAGAGUGUGCUUCUGCCAUUCGUUCAGUCCAAAUUGGGAGUGGUAGGAUGUAA
Messenger RNA from Prunus armeniaca (apricot), 225 nucleotides. Lineage: Eukaryota; Viridiplantae; Streptophyta; Magnoliopsida; Rosales; Rosaceae. The record is from the annotation of a GenBank genome assembly.